AUGGAAGAAGUAGGAGAUACCACCCUAAAAGUAAAAGGGAAACAACCAGAGUUAAUGUUAAAGCUACUAACAUACACGGACUUAGCAAAAAUAACAGAUAAUUUUAGUGAGGACAACUACAUUGGGGAUUUUCAGUUUGGCAAACUUUAUCGUGGUUUUCUUGAUAAGCAGCACUUCACAGUAAAGAUAUGGAUUACGUCUAAACUAAGAGACAUUGUCCUGGGAUUUCGUGAACGCAAUCUAAUGGAUGAACUCAUCAUGCUUUCUCAUCAGAGGCUUGUGCAUCCAUGCAUUGUCGGCUUGUAUGGAUACUGUCGUGACAAAGAGAAUAUUGCUGUUGUUUAUAACCUUAAAUCCAUGGAUUCACUCGAGAACAUCUUACUGAAAGAUGAUUUUACAUGGCUACAAAGGAUGAAGGUUGCCUUUGACUUGGCCUGCCUCCUCGCGUUUUUACAUGCCAAACGAGGAGACCUCGAUCCAUUUGUGAUUCGCAAUCUGUCACCAGAACAUGUGAUAUUGGAUGAGGAAUACAACCUGAAGUUGGUUGAUUUCAGCAUGAUUACAGGUGGAUUUUUCCCAGAUAGACAAGUAUAUUCUAUUCAACCAGCUAAUGGAUGCGACGGUUACUGUGAUCCAUACUUAUUUCAUGUUAACCCAUUAGCUCAUCUAGCAACCUGGACAAGUAAGAGUGAUGUGUUUGCAUUUGGUCUUAUUCUUGUAAGUCUCUUGUCAAAAGGAGCAAUUAUGGAGGAAAUAGAACUUAGUGAUAGUGAUGUGACUCAUUCUUUAUCCGAAUGGGCAUACCGUAAAUAUAAGUUUGACAAAUCAGUCAUUCACAAGAGCUUGGAAAGAGAUAUAGGAUUCUCUUAUGUUGACGGAGAAGCCCUUUCAAAGUUGGCUGUGUGUUGUGUUUCUAAAGGUCGACCAAGUAUGAUGAAAGUUGUCGACCGUUUUCUAAAGCUGCAUGUAUUCAAUGAUCAUAAACACAAGGAACUUCUAAGUGUGGACAGAUAUAUGAAGAAGAAGAAACGCCACCCUUCAGUCUCUCUUGAUCAUAUGAGGAAAAACAAACUCCUGCUCAAUACGGAAAUAGAUUAUUUCAGCUGUGAUGAUGACAAGGAUAUAGAAAGAAUGGAUUCUGACGCAUUGAAAAGAUACACUAACAAUUUCAGUGAAGAUAAUUAUAUUGGAAGGUUUCAAUUUGGCAAAAUAUUCCGUGGAUUGCCCGAGAUUUCUGAUAAAGGGCCUCUAUUCGUCACAGUGAAGAUAUGGGAUGAUUAUGAAGAUCUGCAACAUAAUUUACUCAGAUUGGGGGAUGAAAUAUUACUUCUUCAUCAUGAAAAGUACACUUGUCAUUCUGGGAUGGUUAGGAUGUAUGGUUAUUGCAUUGAAGACAAAUAUGUUGCUAUUGUAAUUUUCUUAAAGCCCAUGAAUUCCAUCCGUAAUCUCCUGCCUAGAGGUGAUUUUUCAUGGCUACAUAGGAUAAAAGCUGCUUGGGGAGUGGCUUCCCUCUUGAAGUUUCUACAUGAUGAUGUAUCGCGUCUCAUGGAUCCUUUCAUUAUUCGUAAUUUGGAUUCAGCUCAUAUAUUAUUAGAUGAGGAAUACAAUCCAAAGUUGGUUGAUUUCGGCUUGAUAUCGGGUGGAAUUUUUCCAAAUCGGCCAAUGUAUACGGUUAAAUCAAACUUGAAAUGUCAUGAUCAAGUGUUGCCAGCUUAUGACAUAAGUGGCAGUUGGACUACAAAGAGCGACGUGUAUUCUUUUGGGGUGCUUCUUCUAUGUUUGAUUUCUAAAAGAAAUAUAGUGAAGCCCGAUGAUGGAGGGUUGCCUACUUCAGAAGACAUGGAGAAUAUACAUGUGCACAAGAGUUUGCAGACAGAUUCAACAUAUAAUUGUUUGGAUGGGCAAGAAAUUAAGAGACUGGCUGUGCAAUGUGUGCAAAUUAAUCCAGCUUGUAGGCCUUCUAUGUCUGAAAUUGUAGAUGCGUUGCAGAAUCUAAAAGUGGUAAAGAGCAACACAGAAUUUGUCGGCCUAGAUAAGAUUUCUAGGGUGAACUAUGCUACUAAUUAUUCCAAUAUGCCUAAAUCACAUUGGAUGACUAAUUAA
Messenger RNA from Impatiens glandulifera, 2103 nucleotides. Its product is annotated as receptor-like kinase LIP2. The record is from RefSeq and is a predicted model, not a curated record. The transcript has 11 exons. NCBI's taxonomy places the organism in Eukaryota, Viridiplantae, Streptophyta, Magnoliopsida, Ericales, Balsaminaceae. Gene Ontology annotation, biological process: protein phosphorylation. The coding region runs from base 1 to 2103 and encodes 700 amino acids. Gene Ontology annotation, molecular function: protein kinase activity; ATP binding.